Cebus imitator (Panamanian white-faced capuchin) is the source of this 2855-nucleotide messenger RNA. It is a transcript of the gene FAM131A, whose product is annotated as family with sequence similarity 131 member A. Lineage: Eukaryota; Metazoa; Chordata; Mammalia; Primates; Cebidae. The coding region runs from base 722 to 1567 and encodes 281 amino acids. The record is from RefSeq and is a predicted model, not a curated record. The transcript has 7 exons.
UAUUACAGCUGCUGUAAUUUCCUGCCCCCCAUCAGCAAAAGCAAAUCACCCUACUUUGUGGAGGGGAAGAGGAACCCAGAGGCCGGCCAUCAGGGCUUCCAUCCCGCAGUGCUGACCCCUGCUUGGGCCUGGGUUUCCGUGGGUGGCCGUGAGCCCCGGGCCUGGCCCGGGUCCUGUGCAUCUGAGGUUGGCAGGCUUCCUUUACUGUGGUGUCGUGGAUUUCUCCAAGCCUCGGGUCAGGCAGGGCUGGGUUUGGGUUGGGUCCUGGGCCUUCAGAGAAGGUGGUCAGUCACACAGGCCUUGGUGUGGUUGGUACUUGAUGUUCUUUGGAGCUAAGAGUGGCUGAGAUUUGUACUUCCCUUGAGGAAUUCUGGGAUUCGUAGUCCUAAGUUAACCUCGUGGCUUUUGAAGCUGAGGAGCAGCUGACUGCUCUGAUCCCUCUGGCCCUGCCAAGGCUUGGAGUUCAGGAAGUCAUCACCUCCUCUAGUCAGGGCAUUUCUGGGGACCACCAGCUGGCUGAGGCUCAGGGACAGAGACGGCUGCUCCAGCUAAAGUGUCCUCGGACCCUGCGUGGGCUGUGGAGUGGAUUGAACUUCCUCGGGGUCUCUCUCUAUCCUCCUUGGGAUCUGCUCGGACCCUCCGAGGCUGGAGCCGGUCCUCCCGCCCUUCCUCGGUGGACAGCCAGGACUUGCCAGAGGUGAAUGUUGGAGACACAGUCGCGAUGCUGCCCAAGUCCCGGAGAGCCCUAACUAUCCAGGAGAUUGCUGCGCUGGCCAGGUCCUCCCUGCAUGGUAUUUCCCAGGUGGUGAAGGACCACGUGACCAAGCCUACCGCCAUGGCCCAGGGCCGAGUGGCUCACCUGAUUGAGUGGAAGGGCUGGAGCAAGCCGAGUGACUCGCCUGCUGCCCUGGAGUCAGCCUUUUCCUCCUAUUCGGACCUCAGCGAGGGCGAACAAGAGGCUCGCUUUGCAGCAGGAGUGGCUGAGCAGUUUGCCAUCGCAGAAGCCAAGCUCCGGGCAUGGUCUUCGGUGGAUGGUGAGGACUCCACUGAUGACUCCUAUGAUGAGGACUUUGCUGGGGGAACUGACUCAGACCUCGCUGGGCAGCUGCCCCUGGGGCCGCACCUCCAGGACCUGUUCACCGGCCACCGGUUCUCCCGGCCUGUGCGCCAGGGCUCCGUGGAGCCUGAGAGCGACUGCUCACAGACCGUGUCCCCAGACACCCUGUGCUCUAGCCUGUGCAGCCUGGAGGAUGGGCUGUUGGGCUCCCCGGCCCGCCUGGCCUCCCAGCUGCUGGGCGAUGAGCUGCUUCUCGCCAAACUGCCCCCCAGCCGGGAAAGUGCCUUCCGCAGCCUGGGCCCCUUGGAGGCCCAGGACUCCCUCUACAACUCACCCCUCACGGAGUCCUGCCUUUCCCCCGCGGAGGAGGAACCAGCCCCCUGCAAGGACUGUCAGCCGCUCUGCCCACCUCUAGUAGGCAGUUGGGAGCGGCAGCGGCAAGCCUCUGACGUGGCCUCUUCUGGGGUGGUGUCCUUAGAUGAGGACGAGGCAGAGCCGGAGGAACAGUGACCCGCCUCAUGCCUGGUGGCAUGCAUCCCCUGGCUGCUGCUAGGGGCAGAGCCUCUGUGCCCAAGUGUGGGCUCAAGGCUCCCAGCAGAGCUCCGCAGCCUCGAGGGCUCCUGGGAGCGCUCGCUUCUCCGUUGUGUGUUUUGCAUGAAAGUGUGUGGAGAGGAGGCAGGGGCUGGGCUGGGCUGGGGGCGCAUGUCCUGACCCCACUCCUGGGGCUUGCCGGGGGUGGCCCGGGGCCUCGGGGGCAUGGCUACAGCUGUGGCAGGCAGUGAUGUUCAUGUUCUUAAAUCCAAAUGCCACACGCACAUUUCCUCCUCGGAUGAUGUGAACCGCUAAGGGGGUGGUUGUGACUGGGCUGUGUGGGGGUGUGGAGGGAGGGGGCCCAGCCACCCCCCACCCUCCCCACACCUCUUUCUUCUCUGCUUUUCUCCUCACCUCCGAGUCCAUGUGCAGUGCUUAAUAGACACACCCCCACCUGGGGGGCCGGCUCCUGCCUUGCCAGAGCCUGUGGGUUGAGCCAUCCCCCAAGGCCCCCUGCCCAGCUGGGCUCGUGCUGUGCUUCACCUCUCCAUCGUCUCUAAAUCUUCCUCUUUUUUUCCUAAAGACAGAAGGUUUUUGGUCUGUUCUUUCAGUCGGAUCUUCUCUCCUCUGGGAGGCUUUGGAAUGAUGAAAGCAUGUACCCCCCACCCUUUUUCUGGCCCCCUAAUGGGGCCUGCGCCCUUUCCCAACCCCUUCUCGGAUGUGCGGGCAGUGUUCUGGAGCCUCCCAGCCAGCCGGGCUGCCCAUGUUCACUCAGAGGUCUCCGAGCGAGCGGGCAAGAGGUGGAAGAAAGACUGGCUCUGGUUGCCACAGAGCUGGGACUUCCAUGUUCUUCUAGAGAGGGCCACAAGAGGGCCACAGGGGUGGCUGGGAGUUGUCAGCUGAUGCCUGCUGAGGUGCAGGAUUUGUGCCAGUGAGUGACAGCCAUGGGGGCGUAUUUCUCCUUGGGGAGGGAAGAAGGUAGAGCCUUUCUUGUCUGAAUGAAAGGCCAGGGCCCCGCCCCAGCCAGGGUGUUGAUGAGCACACGGUGGAGACUCUGGCAGAUCCUGCAUUCCAAGGUCACUGGACUCCAACUUUUCAUGGUUGUGGGGUGGUGCCUUGUAGGCUUUGUCAGGUAAGAGGGCCCAAGGUAAGAACAAGAGCCAACGGGCACAAGCAUUCUAUAUAUAAGUGGCUCAUUAGGUGUUUAUUUUGUUCUAUUUAAUAAUUUGUUUUAUUAAAUUAAUAUAAAAAUCUUUGUAAAUCUCUA